UCCAAGGUCCUUGUUUCCUGGAGCUAGAAAUCUGUUUGUCUUUAUUUUCUAGGCUCCUAUACAACAGACGACAUUAAGAUUAUUAUUAUUUUUUUAAAAUAGUUAAUUCCACUCGUUUCCUCGUUUCAGUGCUUUUUUCUUAAAUUGUUGACACAACUACAAACAUUCAUUUCGGAUUACGCUCGCGGUCUGCUAUCGUUCAGUAGCAGACAACAAGAUACAAAAUGGCUAUUUUUUUAUCAACGUGUUUUUUAAUUUUGAUAUCAGUGCAACUGGGCGAAUCAUCCGGUGUGUUUGAGUUGAAAGUACACUCUUUCACAACCACAAGCAGUGUGUGUAAACGGUCCAGAGACUGUCAGAUAUUUUUCCGUGUUUGCCUGAAGCACUCGCAGGACGUCAUCUUACCUGAGCCGCCGUGCACUUAUGGCAUCGGACUGACAGGAGUAUUCAGCGCAGACCAGAGCUCCAUCUCCAGCAGUGCGCCUAUCAAGGUGCCUUUUAAUUUCAAGUGGCCGGGAACUGUGUCGUUGAUAAUUGAGGCAUGGAACGCAGAAUCCUCUGAGCAGUCAACAGAGAAUCUGAACAAUAUGAUCAGCCGUUUAGCCACCAAAAGGAGACUCGCAAUUGGGCAGGACUGGUCCCAGGAUGUGCAUCUUGGAGAGCAAAGUGAACUGCGCUUUUCUUACCGCGUCGUGUGCGAUGAAUUUUACCACGGCGAGGACUGCUCGGAUUUCUGCCGGCCACGGGAUGACGCGUUCGGCCACUUCAACUGCAAUGCCGCCGGCAAUAGAAUCUGCUUGACUGGAUGGAAAGGCGAAUACUGCGCUGAACCCAUCUGCUCGUCUGGCUGUAGUGAGGAGCACGGUUAUUGUGAGGUCCCUGGUGAGUGCCAGUGCCGCCUCGGGUGGCAGGGCCCCCUUUGCGAUGAGUGCCACCGAUAUCCGGGGUGCUUACACGGCACUUGCAGCCAACCCUGGCAGUGCACUUGCAAGGAGGGAUGGGGCGGCCUGUUCUGCAACCAGGAUCUGAAUUUCUGCACCAAUCACAGGCCCUGCGUGAAUGACGCCACCUGUACCAACACUGGCCAAGGCAGUUACACCUGUACCUGCACGCCCGGCUUCAGCGGCACAAACUGCGAAAUUGAGACCAAUGAGUGUGACAGCAACCCGUGCAAGAAUGGAGGCAGCUGUAAUGAUCUGGUUAAUGAUUACUCCUGCACAUGUCCUCAAGGCUUCUACGGGAAGAACUGCGAGAUCAGUGCCAUGACCUGUGCCGAUGCACCCUGCUUCAAUGGAGGAACCUGCAUGGAGAAGGGAACCGACGGCUACUCCUGUCGCUGCCCUCCUGGUUACAUGGGAUCUAACUGUGAGAAGAAGAUCGACCGGUGCAGCAGCAACCCCUGUGCAAACAGUGGCCAGUGCCUUGAUUUGGGUCACAGCCUGAUGUGCCGUUGUCACCCUGGCUUCAAAGGCUCGCGUUGCGAAAUAAACAUAGAUGACUGUGCACGCAGCCCCUGCCAAAACGCCGGCACCUGUGUGGAUGGCAUCAACGACUACACCUGCACAUGCACGCUUGGUUUCACAGGCAAGGACUGUAACGUCCGUGCUGACGCCUGCAGCCUUAUGCCCUGUGAGAACGGAGGGGCCUGCUACACCCAUUUUUCUGGACCCGUCUGCCAGUGCCCACCAGACUUCAUGGGCACACGGUGCGAGUAUAAAGAUAAGCCCACCCCCGUACCGAGCCCUCCUUUUCCAGCUGCUUUGGUGGUUUCAUUCACUCUGGGCCUCAUCACACUUACCCUUGUGGUCUCUGCUGCCACUGUGGUCCUGAGACAGAUGCAACAAAAUCGCAAAGAUACCUCAGCCACUGUGCGCAACGACUUGGAGACGGUCAACAACCGUACCUCUUUAACCCCCAACUCAACGUUAGGCCUUAAAGAGAAGGAGGCCUUUCUUAUUCCCGGUGGUCCUUAUAAGAUGUCCAAUAAGGAUGUGGCACUCAGCUCCACCGUUGUGGACACUCAUUCCAGUGACAAAUCAAAUUACAAGCAGAAGAUGCUGGACUACAAUUUGACCAUAGAUGAAAAACACAAAAACAACAAGCUAGACCUGAAAAACACGGAAUCAACAUUAUUGGUUCCGCCUUUGAACUAUCCGAAAGAGGGAUUAUAUCACCCUGUAUACAUCAUUCCUGAACAUAUAGAACAAUGUGUGUAUGCUACUGAGGUUUAACAGUAUUCUUCAGUCUGGAACACCUCAAUUACCAGUGGACCAAUGGCCCAAAAAUGUUUACAGUCCUAAAAGACUAUAGGAAGAAGUGAAGAGUAUAUAUUAUAUCUACAUAUAUUAUUUAUUUAUUCAUGCUGCUCAUUAAAAAUAACUUUUUAUUGAUAUGGACAAUGAUUUUGCAAAGACAAAGCAAGAAUUUUAUGGACUUGAAGACUUUAGGAACAAUUUGCAUUAUUUGCACUAUUUUCUUUUCCUUUUUUAAUGUCCCAAAUAGAAUUAUAUAUAUAUAUAUAUAUAUAUAUAUAUAUAUAUAUAUAUAUAUAUAUAUAUAUUUCAUCAUAUUUAAAUUGUACAUAAAGACCAAAAACUCUCUGAGCUAAGGAGAAUCAAGGAUUCCUUAAUCACUGAACGGCAAAUGCUUUUAUAUCUGAGGCCUUGAAAAGGAUGAAAACAGGCAUAAUCUCAAUUUACGUUUCACAAGAGGCCUUUUUUAGCCAAUCAAUCAGCCUUUUACUCAAAGGAGGUGAAGUCUGACCAUGGAGUAUUUUUUGGAUAUGGUUCGAAAUGCUAUUUAUGAACAAUUAUGUAUUUGUGAUGACAAGCAAUCAAAGUUGAUGGAACAAGCUGUUUCAGCUGAACAAGGUGAACAAUGAUCUUGGGAAUCUACAGUGUAAAUGGUAUACUGUAUUUAAUGUCUACUAUGGAUUUGACUAUCAAUGAUGUUCACUCUGACCAAACUCUAUCUUUACUAAGUGCCUCAUCUUUCAAUGUGCUUUAACUCAAUGAAAAGGGUACUCCUUAGAAACACUAAAAUACUUUUGUAGUUCGGUAUUUGAUAUGUCUAUUUAAAAAUCUCUUUAGGAGUAUGUUUUUCAAAAAUACAUGUUUUGGUUGUCUUGGGUACAAAUUGUUUAAACAGCAGUACAUGAUGGAUGCUGUUGUGUACAGCUUUCAUCCUGGCAAUGUUCAGUGCUGCUAAGCUAUUUCCGACAUUCCCAAGGCACAAACGGGCCAGUUGGUUCAAACUGAUAGCCUUGUCAUUGUCAAGUUUUUCUGGUUUUGUGAACCUCUGCAUUGGGGUCUUUAAAAAAAAAAAAAAAAAUCAAGAUUCUUAACGGAGUAGAUUUUUUUAUGUGGCAUUUGUUUCUCAAUUAUUUUUUUAAACAAUUCAAAUCAAAAUGGAUGAUACUUUUAUAUUUUAUAAUGUCAGUCUUAAUUUAACAAUGCAAUAUUGUACAAAACCUUGAGAUAUUCCUACUAUUUAAUUGAUUGUAAAUAAUUUGUAUUUAUAAAAGAGAAAUGUAUAUAUGUUUAUGUAUUGUGCCUGUCACAAACUCAGAAGUAUAUAUUUUUCUUAAAAUAAAUCUUGAAAUGUA
Molecule: messenger RNA, 3604 nt
Organism: Myxocyprinus asiaticus (Chinese sucker)
Lineage: Eukaryota; Metazoa; Chordata; Actinopteri; Cypriniformes; Catostomidae
Product: delta-like protein C
Exons: 9
Coding region: 225-2231 (668 amino acids)
Biological process (GO): establishment or maintenance of epithelial cell apical/basal polarity; cell communication; Notch signaling pathway
Cellular component (GO): protein-containing complex; plasma membrane
Molecular function (GO): calcium ion binding
Source: RefSeq, a predicted model, not a curated record